AUGCGAAAGUUGGAAAAAUUUUUUGACUGGUACGGACAAUAUGUGGCAAGAAAACCAUUCUUCUUCAUUUUAGUCCCCGCAUUACUCACAAUAGUAUCAACCUAUGGAUUCCUUUCAUUUUCCACUCAAGACGACAUUUGGGACAUUUAUGCGCCGACAAAUGGGUUAUCAAGAGUAGAAGAAGCAGGUAUAAGGAGGUUCGAGUACGCAUCAGGAUCUCAUCACCAUCGAAUGCAAAUCCUGGUUUCUAAAAAGAACAGAGGGAAUAUUCUAACGAAUGAAGCACUUGACGAAGUGUCACAAGCACACAAGUUUGUGGCCGACAAUAUUACAGUAUGGGAUGGGCAAAAUCAAAUUGCAUACAAGAAUUUGUGUGGAAUAUAUUGUAAUGACAGUAAUGCAGCUGUACUCGCAUUUUUACAAGCAACUCUGAAUGACACAUCACGAAGUUCAUUCAAAUUGACAUUUCCAAAUGCUGAAGCAUUACAAAAGAAAAUAUUCAUCGGAUACUCGAUUGGGGAUCUCAAAUUUGAGAAAGGAUAUGUAACAGAAGCAAAAAUGAUUAUCCUUCAUUAUAUGGUUGACACGUCACUCCCGAAUGGAAGACAAUUGGCUGCAGAUUUUGAGACAAAAGUCAGAAAUUUCUUCUCAUCAAUCACCGAUAUUUCACAUCAUAUCAAGUAUUCAGUACUAUCAAGGACAAGAGAAUUAGAGGAGCAAAGAGCAAUCACAAUAACUUCUCUUCCAUUUCUCGGAUUGACUAUAAUCGUUCUGACCGCUUUCAUGUUACUUACUUUAGUCAGAUUCCCAUUAUACACAAGUCAACAUUGGCAGAGUAUUGUUGGAGUGUUGUCUCCAGGAAUGGCUCUCUGGACUACAACUGGUCUCCUCUGGGGCCUUGGAUAUCCAUUCAGUAAUAUUCUGACGGUUGUUCCAUUCCUUGUAGUCACUAUUGGAAUUGACGACGCCUUUCUGAUUCUUGCAGGAUGGAGACAAUCCACAAAAGGAGAAUCUUUGGAAGUUCGUCUAGGACAAUCCGUGGCCAUUUCUGGAGCUUCAGUUACUGUUACAUCUGUUACAGAUGUCGCCUGCUUUGCCACUGGACUUUUCUCGAACAUGCCUGUUGUUCAGUUGUUCUGUCUAUAUACAACUGUUGCUCUUGCCAUUGAUUUCAUCUAUCAAAUGACCUUUUUCACAGCUUUAGUUGGAGUUUUCGUCCGGAAACAAGUUGAUAUCGAGAAAGAAUUGAUCAAGACUGAAACGAAAAUCGAGAAAACAAAAGACGAUGAAAGCUCGUCUUCUUCUUCAUUGGCUUCUCUUUUAACAUUUGUUCCAACCAUUUCACAAGAAGCUCACACAAGAAAUAUUCUCGAAGUUUUCAUUGAUUUCUUGCAUACUUGGAUGGCCAAAUUCAUCGUGCUGGUCGCUUUCUUCGCCCACAUUAUGAUUUGUCUCGCCCUUGUUUCAAAAGUCAACACUAAUUUUGACAUGGAAAACCUGUAUCUCGAAGAUUCCCCAUUGACUGACAUCUCAAGAAGAAUGCAAAAUUUUGUACUUGGAGAAGCUUUUGUUGUCAAUUUUGGAGUGUUUCCAAUGCCAGAUUUCGAUAAUGCAGAAAUGAGAGAAAAGUUUGAAGAAAUGGUGAAGAAACUGGAGACAAUGCCAGGUUACGGUGCUGGAAAAGAGAAUACAAAUCUAUGGACCAGGGAAUAUUCAAAUGCGGUCGCUUUCUGGGGAGAGACUGAAGAUUUCUGGCAUAAAGAAGAUAUGGUCAGUAACUAUAGAGAAUAUGGAAUGGACGAGAAAUAUAUAACAAUGAAGAAUGAUACGAAUGGAGAUGAGAUUAUUGAUGGAUUCUUCUUCACUAUUACUUAUCAAAACUUCUCGAAUUUUCUUGAAGUCGAAUCAUUUUUGGAGGAUAGGAGAGCGAUUCUCAAAAAUUAUUCCUCAUAUUUCACAAUCAGUUCUCAUCAUCCAUUCGAGAAAGUUCCGACAGAAAGUGCUGCUUCUGCUCCAUUCAACUUCAUUUCUACUUCAGUAUCUGCUGUUGUAUUGAUGUCACUUCUUGUAUUGGUGUUCGUAAUGAACUUCGAAGCAAUCAUUUCCGUCGUCAUUUCGAUUGUAUCUAUUUGUCUCGGAAUCGUCGUUUAUCUUCAUCUUUGGAACGUUAAUCUUGAUGCCGUUUCACUUAUUUCAAUGCUUAUGUCAAUUGGAUUUUCAGUCGACUAUUCUGCUCAUGUUUGCUAUCAUUACUUCGCCCACGUGCAUGAAGAUGAACAACUGUGGAGAUCUCACAACUAUGCUGAAACGAGGGAUCGUCUUCUGAGUACAUUUAGAGGUGUUGCUUGGCCUGUAAUGCAAUCUGGUCUUUCCACAAUUCUCGGAAUGUUUCCAUUGAUGUUUGUCCGUGCGUAUGUCGUUGCUGUCUUCUGGAAAACCGUUAUUCUUGUUGGAAUACUCGGAAUGCUCCAUGCUCUUGUUCUUCUUCCGGUCAUAUUUAUAUUGACUCAUGACGUAAAACUUUUAUUCCGAAGAAAACGAACAGUGAAUCCUUCUCCUCAUUCAAUGGAACUCGCUUCGUAG
Messenger RNA from Caenorhabditis remanei, 2583 nucleotides. RefSeq lists its product as uncharacterized. The record is from RefSeq and is a predicted model, not a curated record. Gene Ontology annotation, cellular component: cytoplasmic vesicle membrane; plasma membrane. Gene Ontology annotation, biological process: molting cycle, collagen and cuticulin-based cuticle; endocytosis. The transcript has 12 exons. The coding region runs from base 1 to 2583 and encodes 860 amino acids. Lineage: Eukaryota; Metazoa; Nematoda; Chromadorea; Rhabditida; Rhabditidae.